GUUAUUACGCCUUCUAGUAAUCCCAGCAACCGGUGACGCGGCCCGCAUGAGGCCGACCACUGGCCAGCCGGGGAAAGCGGGACUGGAGCGUGACUCCCUAUCCCGAGGCGCCUUCCCAGCUCCCCCCAGUCGGCGGCCGCGCGCUCCGCCAGCCCCUUCCUCCCUUCAACGCCCUAGUCCCGAAGUCUGGGAGGCGGGGGUCGGCGAGCCCUCUGGGAACCGCGUGGCGUACAAGGAGCCAGUCGGCGACCGUUCACAGGAAAAUCUUGGUGAAGGCCAAACUUCCAAAAGAGUGUACUUGGAUCAUGAUCAGGCUUGGGCACCUGGGAUGGAAAGCAGCUGUCAUUCCUAUUUCCAGCAGUUCUUGACACAUGCCAGCCUGGCUCUGAAGCUGAAACGGGCAACUCCUUUUGAAGUACUGGACCUUGUUUCUGUUAGGAGUGUAUUUGACCCUUACAGCAUAUCAAUUUGGACCAGCCACAUUUCAAGUGCCCAGUGACAUAUGGCUCAUGGCUACUGUAGUGCACAGUACAUCUGGGACAGCCCUCAGCCCCACUCCUGCACCACUUUUACCCAGCUUUGGCUUCACAAUGGAGGAAUUGCAAGAUGAUCACUUGUCUCUUCAUCCUGCCCCAGAAAUACUGGCCUGGCAGAACAGAUAACCAGGGAAGAAAAUCUUUGUACUAACUGAAGGACACAACUCAGAAGAAAAAGAACUAAACUGCUCUCAUGUUAGAUUGUUAGUUAAUGUACUAAAUCCUGAUUAAUUACCAUACUCUUGAUCUGUAAUAUGUUAGAUAUGGUUAGAUGUGGUAUGAAAUACCUGCAGUAUCUUUAUUAAGAAACAAAAGUAAAGUGAUAUAUAAAACUCAAUUUAUUUUUAAUCACUUAUGAAUGUUAACUUUUCAUUAGCUUAUCUUACUUAGUACCUGUUUUUAAUUACAUAUAUAGUAUUUGUAAAUAUUUGUAAGUAUUAAAUGCUUGAAAAGUAUGAAAUAUUUUAUUUUUUUCUAAAAUAUUUUGAAGUAUUGAACGAUUAAGACUUUUCACCAACUCACACAUAAUUACCGCCUUCCCUCUUUCCAAGCCCUCCUGUACUUAUUUUUUUUCCUCCUGUACUUACUUUUUUACUUAAAAUGAACUUGGUAGUAUAAUAACUUGAAAACUCUCAAUUGGGAAAGUGGUUAGGACAGUCUAGAAAUUAUUCCUUUUUUUUUUUACAGUAAUAUUUUAUUAUGUUUUUUCUUUCAGAUUUCCUCCCAGGCAUAGACCCCUAUGCUUCCAGGACAAACUCCAGCAUGGGGUGAGGUACAGAAGAGAGACUUGAGGGGUAUACUCUGGCACUCAGUUACCAAACCUGCGCCCUAGAUCAGGGUCUGUCUCACCACAUCUGUAAUGGGGAGAAAUUGUAUCUUUGUUUGUAUGCCAUUUAUGUAUGCAUGUUUGUGUUUGUACAUUUGUCUUACCUUCCUUAGGCCUGUGCCCUGGGAGGCAGAGGGUGGGUUCCCAGAAACUUGGCCUGAGAGGUGCCAUGGUCCCUGGAGUCCCUCAAGUGAGGUGGAACCCUCACCAGCAUGUGCAUUGCUCUCUUUGACAUUUGGAUCAAACAUUGAGUCCUGAGGGAAGGUUUGACUCACAUGAGAGCAAACAUUCUUUUGAACUGACAACCCAGAAUAGAGCCCAAGUAUCUGGGCUAAAAGUUCCCUCUGGAAGAACUGAGAGAAUCUCUCUAAAGACUGCUUUCAGGUCUGCAGAGGGGUUCCUGCCCCUGCUUGCAGCUUUUGCUUAAACUCAUUCUCUGUGAAUGAGAUGUCUGGGAUUUAAAAUACUGAAGACCAAAAAAAAAAAAAAAAACCAAACAAAAAACAAAAAGGAGAAAGAGAAAGUGUGUGGGAGAGGAGUGUGAUAGAUGAAACAGAAUAGCAAAAUGUAGAUAGAUGCUAAAGGUGAGGGAGUGAUUUGUGAUAUUAUUUAGUUUUUUAUAUUUGAAAAUGUCCAUUAAAACAAUACCCUCCUCCCCCUCUUUCUCUCCCUGCCUCUGUCCCCUUUGCUCCAUGUAAAUUCAUGUUUUCCCUCUUACUUCAUCCCUGCAGGGUACAGAACAUCCUGCUCCAAAGGCAUGAGAAGAGAACAUCCUGUAUUGGCCAUUCCUGCCCAGGGUAGAGAGGAGCAAAACUCCAGAGCCCACCCCUGAAGGCCUUCAGAAAACUGAAAGCAGCGCGCAGUUUGAGGCGGCAGACCCCGGCGUGGGAGUGGCAAACUCCAGCCUGGAUCCCGAGCGCCCCCCAGCCUAGCCCUCACCAUGCUCGCUGCAUCAGAGACGGUGGCGGCCGCGGCAGGAAGGCCUUACGUGUGCAGUGAGUGUGGCAAGAGCUUCCGCUACAGUUCGGUGCUGCUGCGCCACGAGCGUGCCCAUGGCGGCGACAGCCGCUACCGCUGCCUUGACUGCGGUGAGCGCUACGCACUGGCAGCCGACCUCCGUGCACACCGAUGCACCCACGCUGGCCAGACGCUCUACAUCUGCAACGAGUGCGGCCAGAGCUUCCGUCACAGUGGCCGCCUUGACCUGCACCAGAGCACACACAGACAGCGCAGCCGCUCCUGCCCUUGCCGCACCUGUGGCCGCAGCUUCCCACACCUCUCGGCUCUGCUGCUGCACCGCCGCCGCCGGCAUCCCCCCGAGCAGCCCUGCCGCUGUCCCCUGUGCGCCCGCGCCUUCCGUCAGAGCGCGCUGCGCUUCCACCAGGCGCGGGCACACCCGUGGGGGACACCUAUCCAGCCUCUCGACCCGCUCCACCGCUGUGCACAGUGCCCACGGGCCUUCCACAGCUACGCAGGGCUGCGGAGCCACGCACGCGUCCACGCGGCCCAGAGCACUGGUGACGCCACAGCUGAUCAGCCCAACGCUCUGGGUACACACCAGUGCAGUGUGUGCGGGAAGAGCUUUGGCAAGAGCUCCACACUAACACGACACCUGCAGACGCACUCAGGUGAGAAGCCUUUCAAGUGCCCGGAGUGUGGAAAGGGCUUCUUGGAGAGCGCCACGCUGGUGCGCCAUCAGCGAACGCACACGGGUGAGAAGCCCUAUGCGUGUGGGGACUGUGGGCGCCGCUUCAGCGAAAGUUCCACCCUGUUGCGCCACAGGCGGAGCCAUCAGGGAGAGCGGCCACACGCAUGCGCCACGUGUGGCAAGGGCUUCGGGCAGCGCUCCGACCUAGUGGUGCACCAGCGCAUUCACACAGGUGAGAGGCCCUUCCCGUGCGCCGAGUGCGGCCGCCGCUUCAGCGACCGCUCUGACCUCACCAAGCACCGGCGCACACACACAGGUGAGAAGCCCUACCAUUGUGAGUUGUGUGGCAAACGCUUCACAUGCGUAUCCAACCUCAACGUGCACCGACGCAACCACGCUGGGCACAAGCCCCACAAGUGCCCCGAGUGCGGCAAGGCCUUCAGUGUAGGCUCCAAGCUGGCGCUGCACCGCAAGACUCACCUGGGCGAGCGGCCGGCGGAAUGUGCGGAGUGUGGCAAGUGUUUCAGCCACAGCCGCUCGCUCUCCCAGCACCAGCGGGCCCACACGCGCGCUCGGGCCGCCACCCAGGCCACCCAAGCCACCGCAGGGGCUGCACUCAUCUUUGCUGGGCAGGCAGAACAGGAAAAGCUGGACUUUUUGUGUCCUAGUUGAGGGACACUUGCUGAGAAGCUUCUCUGUAGUAGGCUAGGCAAGUACAGAUACAUUGCCACAGGGAGGUGGGCACCUCCCGGAUGGAGGUCUAUGUAGACAGCGUGGCUGUCGGUCGCCUUUCCACAUCUUCAAUGGUAGCCCUUCACCUGGACGGCUGCCACGCUCCUACAUCUACUUCCCUGGUCAGCUCUUCCUGUCCGCCAAACUCCCUGCCCUCCCCCUGGGGUGUAGGAAAACCUCCUAGACAGGGAAGAGAGCCCAGGUAUUGGUAUGUUCCCAUUGCUACUGCUGUGCCCUCAGAGGUUUUCCUGUUUUCCGACCUGUGUUCUAUCUUCUCUCGUCCCAUUCCCCCUUUCCAGCCUGAGUCUCCUCUAGCUCUCCUUCCCUCGAACUUUUGUUGUCCUGCCUCUUCAGGUAAUGAUCACAGAUGUGGCCACAAGGACAACCCACCCGCCUUGUGGUCUUCUUGCCCCUUGGUUCUACUUGAGUCUCUGCUGCUUUCUCCCUGGGCUCAGAGAUGGGAAAUUUGUAGGCAGAGAGAUCAUGGGACAGCUCAUUUCAGUGAAAGACUUCUUGCCAGAAGCAACCAGCCUGCUCCCUGGCAGAGAAGGCCUACCCAGAGUGAAGCUGGGCAGGAACCCUCGGCAAAGCACCCACCUGUCCCAUGGACAGACCUGAUGAUGUCCAGAUCAAAGUGCCUCUCAGGGCAAUAUUCUCCAGCUGGGGGGGUGGGGGGCAGGGCAUUAACUUCGGGACCUAGACUGAGACCACAUGGGGUCUAUAAAGCAGAGUAUUGCCAAGUGGAGCAUCAGAAUGUUAUUUCCAGAGAGAGGACUAUGC
Molecule: messenger RNA, 4522 nt
Organism: Callorhinus ursinus (northern fur seal)
Lineage: Eukaryota; Metazoa; Chordata; Mammalia; Carnivora; Otariidae
Source: RefSeq, a predicted model, not a curated record